CCAUGCGUCCCCAGUAUCCCCCGGCCUGGCCCACUGCCCCCACGCCGCUCUGCUGACAGCCCAGCCCGCGCCUCGACAGGGGGAAGUUGUGGCGGCUGGCGGCCGGGGAGGUCAGGAGUCCCCGCGGGGAGCGCAGCGACGCGCCCCCCGCCCCCGCGCGCCUCGCUGCAGCCGGGCGCCCGCUUACCUGCCCCCCACCGUCCCUCCCUUUUCUCCUCAAGUCCUGAAGUUGAGUUUUCGAGGCGACACGGCGGCGGCGGCCACGCUGCUCCCGCUCCUCUGUCUCCCCAUGGAUAUGCACUGCAAAGCAGACCCCUUCUCCGCGAUGCACCCAGGGCACGGGGGUGUGAACCAGCUUGGGGGGGUGUUUGUGAACGGCCGGCCCCUGCCCGACGUGGUGAGGCAGCGCAUCGUGGAGCUGGCCCACCAGGGUGUGAGGCCCUGCGACAUCUCCCGGCAGUUGCGGGUCAGCCACGGCUGUGUGAGCAAAAUCCUGGGCAGGUACUACGAGACAGGCAGCAUCAAGCCAGGUGUGAUCGGAGGCUCUAAACCCAAAGUGGCCACGCCCAAAGUGGUGGACAAGAUUGCUGAGUACAAGCGACAGAACCCGACUAUGUUUGCCUGGGAGAUCCGAGACCGGCUUCUGGCCGAGGGCAUCUGCGACAACGACACAGUGCCUAGCGUCUCCUCCAUCAACAGGAUCAUCCGGACCAAAGUUCAACAGCCUUUCCACCCAACACCGGAUGGGGCUGGAACAGGAGUGACUGCCCCUGGCCACACCAUCGUUCCCAGCACAGCCUCCCCUCCUGUCUCCAGCGCCUCCAAUGAUCCAGUGGGAUCCUACUCCAUCAAUGGGAUCCUGGGGAUUCCUCGCUCCAAUGGUGAGAAGAGGAAACGUGAUGAAGUCGAGGUAUACACUGAUCCUGCCCACAUUAGAGGAGGUGGAGGUUUGCAUCUGGUCUGGACUUUAAGAGAUGUGUCCGAGGGCUCAGUCCCCAAUGGAGACUCCCAGAGUGGCGUGGACAGUUUGCGGAAGCACUUGCGAGCCGACACGUUCACUCAGCAGCAGCUGGAAGCCUUGGAUCGGGUCUUUGAGCGCCCUUCCUAUCCCGACGUCUUCCAGGCAUCAGAACACAUCAAAUCCGAACAGGGGAAUGAGUACUCCCUCCCAGCCCUGACCCCUGGGCUUGAUGAAGUCAAGUCGAGUCUAUCUGCAUCGGCCAACCCGGAGCUGAGCAGCAAUGUAUCAGGCACACAGACAUACCCUGUUGUGACCGGUCGUGACAUGGCGAGCACCACUCUGCCUGGUUACCCCCCUCACGUGCCCCCCACUGGCCAGGGAAGCUAUCCCACCUCCACCCUGGCAGGAAUGGUGCCUGGGAGCGAGUUCUCCGGCAACCCAUACAGCCACCCCCAGUACACCGCCUACAACGAGGCUUGGAGAUUCAGCAACCCCGCCUUACUAAUGCCGCCCCCCGGGGCUCCGCCCCUGCCGCUGCUGCCGCUGCCUAUGACCGCCACUAGUUACCGCGGGGACCACAUCAAGCUUCAGGCCGACAGCUUCGGCCUCCACAUCGUCCCCGUCUGA
This is a messenger RNA of Elephantulus edwardii (Cape elephant shrew), 1588 nucleotides long. It is a transcript of the gene PAX2, whose product is annotated as paired box 2. Lineage: Eukaryota; Metazoa; Chordata; Mammalia; Macroscelidea; Macroscelididae. The record is from RefSeq and is a predicted model, not a curated record. The transcript has 11 exons. Gene Ontology annotation, biological process: regulation of transcription by RNA polymerase II; anatomical structure development. The coding region runs from base 290 to 1588 and encodes 432 amino acids. Gene Ontology annotation, molecular function: DNA-binding transcription factor activity, RNA polymerase II-specific; RNA polymerase II cis-regulatory region sequence-specific DNA binding.